AUGGAAUGUGGUGCGUGUAGACACAUUAUCGAAGAUGGCGGCCUCAUUAAAUGCGCUGGUUGUGACAAUACGUUUCAUUACGAGUGUUGCAACAUAGAGAAGCAAGUGUAUUUCGACGAAUACGUGGAAAAAAAGCAGAAGUGGUAUUGCCCAUCCUGUACUAAUAUAACUCGGCGCAGAAAUGAUAGUCCACCAGUUGGUAAGCGCGACAUACGUUCCCUCCAAGCAAGUCAGGCAGAUAUUUCUAAUAUGUCCUGUGAUGAAAAGCUGCAACGAUCAUCACGCUUGAAAAAAUCUAGUAACAGUGCAUCUCAACACGCGUUGCGACAAAAAAACUCGGACUCCGUUACCAUAGAACAAAUCGAAGCUCUACUCAAUCGUAAACUAAGUACUUUCAAGAUAGAUGUAGUGCAAGAAGUACAUACAAUGGUGACGAAAGAAUUUAACCAUAUCAUCAAUAAGUUAGAAUCGGAUUUCACAGUAGCCACCGAUUUUCUUCAGAAAGGGCAGGAUGACCUUCUGAAGGAACUUGAGGUGGCUAAUAAUAAAAUUAAAACCCUAGAACUUGAGCGAACUACACUUAAGUCAAAUAUUGAGUCAUUAGAUCGUCGUUUAAUGAGCGUCGAAAAAAUCUCACGAAGCCAUAACGUUGAAAUCCAAAUGGUUCCGGAAAAACGUCAUGAAAAUUUACUACAUCUUAUACAAAAACUUUAUGACACCGUGAAUGUAACUCUGGAUACGAACUGCAUCUGUGCUGUUCGUAGAAUUGCUAAAAUUAAUCCAAAGUCCGACAGACCACGAAACAUUCUCCUUACACUACAAACUGAGCGGCAGAGGGACAUUUUAUUAUCGGCAGUAAAACGUUACAACAGGACUAACCACCCCAAUCACUUAAACUCUACCUGCCUUGGGAUUGAAGGAGAAUAUCGUGCCAUAUAUGUAAAUGAACAUCUCUCUUCUACUACCAAAAAGCUUUAUGCUGAAGCUAGGAAGUUUGCGAAAGAUAACUCAUACAAAUUUGUUUGGGUUAAAUACGAACGUGUGUACAUGCGGAAAAAUGACAACGAAUCAGCAUUAUUGAUUAGAGACUUUAGUAACUUUGAGAAACUUAAAGUAAAGUGA
Messenger RNA from Parnassius apollo (apollo), 1122 nucleotides. NCBI's taxonomy places the organism in Eukaryota, Metazoa, Arthropoda, Insecta, Lepidoptera, Papilionidae. The record is from the annotation of a GenBank genome assembly.